AAGCACGUUCUUGAGAUCUGGUUUCGAUCAAAAUUUUGAUGUUCAUCCACCAUAAAUUCUGAGAGUGAUGGCGAUGCAUUGCCAAUUUAGGUUUUUCCACUAGGGCAGUUUGGUCUUCUCACUUCUCCGCUGGGCCUAUAUAACGUCUCUCCCCAGCAGAAGAAAGCCCCAUCCUCGAUCGCGGCGGACGGUAGAUGAAACUCGCCUCGCUGCUCCAAUGCGGCUGCGGCGCGAUGUGGCCGGAGGACACGGCGCCGUCGGCGGCGGUGUCCCCUCUUGCGAACUUUCCUGCCGCGCCUCGUAAUUGCCGCCGCGCAAAACGCGGCUUCAAGCACUGGACGCCGUCGCUCUCGGCGAUCUCUGAGCAGGGAUCUACCGCGGCGGAGGUGGCGGGGAUCGAUACCAAGGCCAAGGCCUCCGUCUCUCGUCGGGUUCCUCCUCGUUCUCACAGCGAGGACAACCGGUACAUGGAUGUUUCUUCAGUUGUUUCUGCAAUUUGCCCCACUGCAUAUUUGUUCUAGUACCUAAGUCAAUGUACAUAUAUGAUCAUAAAGAGCAUGCAUAUCUUCUUGCUUCUGGUGUUCUAGGGAUCAGACUUAUGUGUAUUUUGUCCAUUCUCUUGUCAAUACGAGUUUCUACUGAAUUGUGUAGAUAUUGGAACAUCACCAAUUUGAAGUCCUGUUCAAGUCUGUUUCAUAUGGAACAUGUGAAAAAAUUGUUAAUUGGGCUUGUUCAUUCUAUAGACAGAACUCUAAGACUAUUCUAAAUUAAAAAUUAAACUGGAUAAAUCCAAGACCAAGUAAUUGGUUCUCUCUAUCUAAACAAUAUCAAUUUAUAAAGAUUACUUAUAGCAUAUGAUAACUUAUUCUAGAAAUAAUAAUAAAUUACUUUUCUCUACAAGGUGCUAGUUGCUUCCAGUUGUUUCUUAAUAUUAUAAUUUAUAAAACAACCAAAAGACAGACUGGAUUACCAUAUUUAUUUAUCCACAAUGAGCCAUUGAGCCUUAUAUUUCCCAAACAAUUAUAAUUCAUGAAUGAAAUCAUGCUGAACAAUGCAAAACUUCCAUAGCCAUGAUCAUGGAUAUGAACAAGCUCUGUUGUGGCCCCUCUUGAUCUUUUAUUGGACCACCUGCCUUCCAUCUCCACACCCCUUUCCUAGCAUCAAAUCUUCUCCCCAUCUCUAUAAAUUCCCAUCCCGACUCUGGUGAACAAAUCAGCUCAUGAGCUUGUGGUGGGUCAUGGAAGGCCAGAAGCAGCAGCAGCAGCAUUCCAAGUCAAGGGUUGUGAAGGUGAACUCAGAGGAGUCAUGGAACAUGUUCAUCACCCAAGCCAAGAACCAAGGCUGCCCUGUUUUUGUCCACUUUGGUGCCUCAUGGUGUGUUCCAUCUCUUGCCAUGAAUGCAUUCUUUGAGGAGCUAGCCAUGACUUAUCAGGACAUCCUCUUCAUCUUGGUGGACGUUGACGAAGCCAAGGAGGUGGCUUCCAAGAUGGAGGUGAAGGCAAUGCCGACAUUUGUUCUGAUGAGAGAUGAUGGCACAGUGAUGGACAAGGUUGUUGGGGCAAAUCCGGAGGAGAUCAAGAAGAGGGUUGAUGGCUUUGUCCAAUCAUUUCUCACCCCAAAAAUUAUUGGAUGAAAGAGAAGAGAAAAUUUUAGAAAAAAAAGUUUAGCAAUAAGACUUGUUUCUUGUCAGUAUGUGAUAAUUGUUUGGCUGUGUUAUGCUGUAAUUAUAGUGUAGAAUGUUGGGAGUUUGUCACAGGUGUUUGUUCCUAUCCAUAUCUGAUGUGUAUUAUAUAUUUAUUUUCAUAAUUAUCCUAAACUUACUUGUUUAA
Molecule: messenger RNA, 1829 nt
Organism: Zingiber officinale
Lineage: Eukaryota; Viridiplantae; Streptophyta; Magnoliopsida; Zingiberales; Zingiberaceae
Product: thioredoxin-like protein CXXS1
Exons: 4
Coding region: 1220-1633 (137 amino acids)
Source: RefSeq, a predicted model, not a curated record